This is a messenger RNA of Cavia porcellus (domestic guinea pig), 6435 nucleotides long. RefSeq names its product leucine rich repeat, Ig-like and transmembrane domains 3 (gene Lrit3). Gene Ontology annotation, molecular function: protein binding. The transcript is spliced from 4 exons. The record is from RefSeq and is a predicted model, not a curated record. NCBI's taxonomy places the organism in Eukaryota, Metazoa, Chordata, Mammalia, Rodentia, Caviidae. The coding region runs from base 78 to 2054 and encodes 658 amino acids.
UGUGUUCCUGGCGCACUGUUUUCUGAAUGCUUAGGAGUUGGCUUUUACCAUUCGUGCAGUAACCUCUGGAAGGAGCCAUGUGCUUCCUUGCAUGCCUGUACAUUGCGCUUGGCUUUUUGCAGGGAGUGAGUUCUUCGUGUCCUUCUCAGUGUACCUGUGAUUAUCAUGGCAGGGACGACGGCUCAGGAUCAAGGUCCGUGCUGUGUAAUGAUCUGGACAUGAACGAAGUCCCCGCCAACAUCCCCGUGGACACCGCAAAGCUCCGCAUCGAGAAGACCGUCAUCCACAGCGUCCCCGCCGAGGCCUUCUACUACCUGGUGGAGCUCCGCUACCUCUGGCUCCCGUACAACUCGGUGGCCAGUGUGGAGCCCAGCAGCUUCUACAACCUGAAGGAGCUGCACGAGUUGCGCUUGGAUGGGAACUCUCUGGCCACCUUCCCUUGGGCCUCUCUGUCGGACAUGCCCCGUCUGAAGACCCUGGACUUGCACAAUAACAGGAUAACCAGUGUGCCAAAUGAGGCAGGCCGGUAUCUGAAGAACCUCGCCUACUUGGAUUUAUCAAGCAACAGACUAACCACGCUACCUCCAGAUUUCAUAGAGAGCUGGUCACAUUUAGCUCGGACUCCUCCCAGAAGCCCAGACCUUUCGCCAAGGAGAAUUAUUCUUGGUCUGCAGGACAACCCCUGGUCCUGUGACUGUCACAUUUCCACAGUGAUUGAGCUGUCCAAGGUUGCUGACCCUGCUGUGGUGCUGCUUGACCCCCUAAUGCUUUGCAGUGAACCCAAGCGCCUCUCCGGGAUCCCGUUCCAGAAGGCUGAGCUGGAGCAUUGUCUGAAGCCUUCGGUGAUGGCCUCGGCCACCAAGCUCACAUCUGCCCUGGGAAGCAACAUCCUGCUGCGGUGCGAUGCCACGGGCUUCCCCACCCCUCAACUCACGUGGACCAGAUCUGACAGCUCGCUGGUAAAUCACACAGUAAUUCAAGAAUCUCCAGGAGACGGAGUCAGAUGGUCCAUCAUAAGCUUGACAGGCAUUUCUUACAAGGAUGCUGGUGAUUACAAAUGCAAAGCCAAAAACCUGGCUGGGGCAUCUGAAGCUGUGGUGACCGUGACGGUGGUCGGAGUUGUCACAACCACCUUAUCACCCGACACUUCUGAGAGCAGAACGGGAGGUCACCCUGAGCCAGAGGUCCAGCCAGGACCUGGCCGAUUGACGUCCACAGCCCUGUCCCUGUCCUCCCCCAGGUCCUCUUUGUCCUCUUCUUUGUCCCCUGCUUCUUCCACUUCUCUCCCUGCUCCCACCGUGUCUCCCCGCUCCGCUGCUGCCCUGUCCUCCUCUCCUGUCUCCUCCGUGGCUUCUUCAGUGACCCCGAGAAGCGGCAUUUCAUCAGAGGACAGCAGGGCCGGCGGGCGCUCUCUGCAGCUGCUCCCAGAGGCCCAGAGGGACGGAGCCCAGCGUCUCCCGGCCAGCGCCAGAAAGGCAGAAGAGCUGGCGCCCGUGGGGACCGAUGCCACCAUAGAGGACCUGAGGGUGGUCAGCGAGACGGGGGAGAGCGUGACCCUGACCUGGAGCGGGGUCAACGCCACGCAGCGCUCCGCGGUCACCGUGCUGUAUUCCAAGUACGGCGAGAAGGACCUGCUGCUGCUGAACGCGGACUCCAGCGACAACCAGGUCACCAUAGAUGGCCUGGAGCCGGGCAGGCAGUACGUGGCCUGCGUGUGUCCCCGGGGAGAGCCGCCCCGCAUGGACCAGUGUGUCACCUUCUCCACCGACGCGGCGGGAGCGGAGGACCCGCAGUGGCCUUUCCUCGUCGUGGUCACCAGCGCUGCCUGUGUGGUCGCGGUGCCACUGAUUUGCUUUUUACUGUAUAAAGUUUGCAAACUGCAGUGUAAGCCGGAGUCUUUCUGGGAAGAUGAUCUGGCCAAGGAGACUUACAUCCGGUUUGAGACUCUGUCGCCCAGGUCCCAGAGCCUCGGGGACCUCUGGACUCGAAGGCACAGAGAGGACUCCGAGAAGCUGCUGCUGUGCUCCGGGUCAAGCGUGGAGUCGCAGGCUUAAAAGUGGGGUCUGCAGGCCGGAGUAUUAUUGCUGAGUUCUGCAGCCUGGGCCAGGGUGAGCUGCAAAACUAAGGCUCUGCGGUGCGGCUGACCCUCCGUUUGGGAAACACAAGUGGUUUGAAAGCAAGCACCAUGCGAUUUCCAAACUGAAAGGACACUUUUGAUGAUUUUUGUGUGGAGGAUGGCUGCAGAAAUAAUUUCUUGGGCACUGCUUCAUAUAUGAACAAUAAUUCUUACAGUUAGCCCUUAAAAAUAAACUCGUGUAAAGAGAGUUAUAACAAGUAGGCUUUGCAUUUUUAAAAAACAUAAUUUUUGAACAACGAAGACAGAUUAGCAUAAGCGGUUAAGCCUUGAUGUUCAUUCAUGUGCAGAGUGUUUUACUGAGGUCACUGUGGACUUCGAGGCUGCUGCUGGGGGCACGAGCAUGCAGUGGUGAAGAAUUUGGGGUUCACUGAGGUUUAAAUACAUCUCAGUGCGGAGGGGUGGUUCUGUGUCUCUGUAUCCUUAUGCAUCAUCAUACUGGUGAGUCAUGUUCAUAUUUCAUGUCAAAAUAUUUUCCCUUGUCCCUAGAAAUACAAAGAUGAGCAUGACCAAUACACCAUGUAUAUCUGUGUGUAUGUAUAUAUACAUAAUUUUAACAUGCUGAUUGUGAUAAAUACAAAGUAAUGUGCUAAUUUUAAAACAAUGUCUUUGAUAUUUUUCUUCUCUCUCUCUUUUCAUUUGUUUUAUUCUUUUUUUUAACCUUUUUGGUCAGGAGAUGUACCGAUAGCCAAAUGACCACAAGCCAAGCUGUUUUCUUGUCUUUUGCUGCAUUAUAUUUUGAUUCUCUGGACAAAAACAAUGAUUCUGAAAUUACUACUAUUUGAAAGUCUGUUUUUUUAAGAUCCCAAAGUGUUAGUUUAGGGUUCUGAAAGAAAAACUUCAUUAGACUCAUUGGUCAAGUUUUUAUUAGACUCAUUGGUCAAGUUUUUUUAGGUUUAAAACGUCAGGGAAAUUGGAGUAGGUUAGUGAAUACAUAGGAAAGAGACUUCAUAACUGAUAAUUAGGUUUUUGUUUUAAAGAACUGUUCAUUAAGUGUAGUAGAUUAUGAGAGAUCGUGGCUGAGACCAACAGAAGCUGAGAGGCCCCCUCUGGUGUUUCAUAGGGCAGCCGAGUGCAUCACUCAGCAGUAUGAUGCGACUCGCUGGAGAUGUCCCCAAGGCCCUCAGCAGAGGCAGCUGUUAUCAACCUUAGAAUAAACCACAGCUCGUGAGAGCUGAAACUCUGUGAAAAAUGCCCAGUAACGGCCAAGGGCGGACACAGGUAUCAAAAAGGGGAAGGGUGCUUGUGACACUGAAUGUGCUCCCCACCGUCACCUGUGCUCCCAGUGGUCCCCAAGCCCUUGCCUCUGGUCCGCUGUACCUCUCUCUCUUAUGGAGUAAUGCCAGAAUGAAUUGCUGGGGCAUCAUCCCAUGCCGAGACACACCUUUGAAGGGGAGAAAUCACCCUUGGGAGCUGGCUCACUGGGACCCCUAACACCCUUGAGCCAUGGAAACUGGCCAUGAGGGUAAGACUCAUGGAGGCCAGAGGGUAAGGACACUGUUUCUGCAGGAGAGUUGGAUGACAGGCAGCCCUGCAGGCACCUACAGGUGAGCUCUCUCCAGGGACAAUGUGACUUCUCCAGAGCCGUGCCAACCUCUAUACAUCUGCAGGGUGCAGCUGCGAGCAAUCUAUGAGCAAUGCAAUCAACCUGCCUGAUGAUCCAGAGGGUUGGAGGCUGCGGAAUGAUGACCAGAAGCUUGUCAGGCAUCUGCUAGUCAGGCCACAGUCGCACCCGUCACCACCCAGUCCAUGGUUAGGAAAGCAGGCACCAUCUGCACAGUGAACUUGGAUAAGGAAAGACAUUUCCUGCCACCUCUGGACUGGGCUGGAAAUUCAACAUCUGCUCAAAGAUCUGAGAGAAGCCAGGGAGAGAGGUGCUUGCCUGUCAGGAACUCCCAGGUCAAGAAGGGCAACAAUGGUAACCAUUUUUGAUCUCCUGAUAUUCUAUUUUUGCAUCAUGUACUAUGCCCAUCCUUCUGUUCUAACCGACUCUGUUUUGUUUAGUCACAUUAGGUUUUACUCUCUUCAAAAAAAAGUAAUAAGAACUGUGGGAGUAAAAAAACCCAAAAAGUGUAAUUGUCAUUGUAAAAAAGAGAGGAAAGGAAGAUAGUCUAAGGGAUAUAACUGCAUGUAUGUUUGAGUGUGUAGGAUGGAAAACCAUAUUACUGAGCUUUUGUUGGAUCAUUGAAUGGAACUGUCUGCAAUCUCACUGUAUGAAUGUCCACUUUAUAUGCUUUAAUUUUAUAAUUUUGGACAACUGUUUCUAAGAUGACAAUAUGUAACCUAUUAACUAGUGAUUUCUUACUGUAUUUUUUUUCUUGAAAUUCUGUAUUAUUUGUACCCUUUUACUGCUUUGGUUUUUUUUUAUUGCCUUUUUUUUCUCUUUAAAUAAAAAAAAAAAAGAAGGGCAACAGCAGGAUUCUAUCCCUGAAGAUGACAAGAUUGGUUCCUUACUUAAAGAUCCUGUGAGACUUGUGCUGAGAGCACAGCCAGGCUGGGUCUGCACAGGGCUGUGGGCACCCAAGGCUCCACGCUCAGCCAGUGCAUGGGCUGCUCACGCCUGGCAAAUAGCACGCCCAGCUUGAGCCUCCUUAUGGAGGCCUGAGAGAAGGUGCGUGCAACCAAGGAAGAUGAGAGCAACUGAGACACUCAGGCAGGCAGCAGGGGGUUCACCUGACUGCCACUGCACAGGACAGGGCACCCCAGGGAGGCCCCCAAACGAGCUAGGGCUUUGCAACGCUAACUAACUAGCCCUUGACCUGGCCCAGGCUGUCCAGUCUGCAAGCCUAUGGUUCAUGUGGAAGUACUUCCCUUCAUUACUGCACAGAUUUGGGCUGGGCCCUGGCUGGGCACUGGCUGGGCACCAGCUGGGCACCCGUUUUCCACAGGCAGCUGUUAUCCCCAGCCUCAGGGUCCAUGGUAGCUGCUUCUCAUCCUCUCAGAGUAAAACCCCCCCCUGCACAAGAUGAUGUCAAUGUCUAGGAAGUCAUCUCCAGCGCACACAGUGUCCCUACAUGAUACUCUGAGUCCUGCGGGUCUCGACGGCCGCUUUGUGGCUGGCCUCUGCUCUGCAAUCAGCAAUGCCAGCCCCGUUGCUCUGUCCUCAUGCAGUCACCUCCUCAGGCCGUGGGGCUUUGCCCAGGCUGCCGCUCCCGCUUCCAGCGACCUGCAUCCUACACCCACUUGUGGUUUCGCUAUACCAAGUCACUGAUGACUCCACAGUGGGGUCGCUGACUGUCCCCACCACAAGGCCACUCUGGCCAGCCACAGAGAGGCCAUCUUCAGGCCAGCUGAGGAUGCUCUGACUGACCUUUGACCACCAGUGCACACCUUUGAGUCAAACCCUUGUCACUUCUUCCCUUGCUCCUGGGGACACUGGUCCAUCUGAGCCCCUCUCCUUGUCCCUCGAUUUCCAUGUGGGACACUGGACUUUGUCCUCUCUGCCAGUGCUGCUCAGCUCUGACCAGACUGCUCUGAAGAUGCUGCCUGAUCUGGUCUUACUGUCAUAGUUAGCCUUCCCCUGGGGUGCCCUUGGCAUGAUCAGGGCUCCUGGCUGGCCCCCAUCACCUCACUGCCUCCACAGCAGCACCAUGGCCCUGUUCUGGUGGCUGUCCCUUGCCCCAACUCAGACUCAUCCACCCAUUUCUCAGCACCCCGACCUGGACCCUGGUAGUAGUAGAAAUUCUGUCACAUGCUGGGCCACAAAUACCCAGCCGGGGCUGCUGCGGCUGGCAUGAAACCACUUAGAUUCUCCAGCGUGAAGAUUUUGGAGUGGAAAACAGAUUUCUGAAGCUGCAUCAGAGUCCUGAAGUAUUUGGAGAAGCAAGUUCUAAAAAAAAUAUGUUUUGUGUAAAACACAUGCUGACUUUAAUGAACCAUGUUUUCAAAAAUAUAAUACAAGCAAGUGGGCAGUAUACAAUUGUUCACUUUAAAUGAUUCUUAUUAAAAACAAAGGUUACUUUAAGCAUGAUCUGCACAGACGAAGAGGACCACUGUGGACGGAUGGCCCCUCAGACUCCCGCGUUUCCUUUCCUGCUGUGAUUUUCUUCCCUUCGUGGUCUGAGUCUCUUUGGUGCUUUCAUCUCUGAGUACACUGAUUAAAAACCUAAUAGUUUUUAAUUCAGUUUUCAUUGUUAGGAUUAAAAUGGAUUUUUGCAGAUAAUUUUGUGUUUCGCUUCAAUUUAUGUUAGACUAGCUUAUUUCAAAUUAAAAAGGUUGCAAAUCUUUCAUUUCUUGACUGUGCUAUGUCAUGCAAUUUUAUUGCCAUGUAUUUACAAGGCUCAUGUAAAUGAAACACCACC